AUGACAUCAGGCAUACAGAUUGACUCAUUAAACAACAACAAUAAAUGUAAUAGAGAUGAUAAUGAGGCAACUAUCGAAUCUUCAUCAAAAGAAUACUUAAUGCAAGAUUCCAACAAUAUCGAGAAAUCAAUAAUCCAUCAUCUUAUAAUAUGGCAAUCGAAAUACUCAAAUCAAAUAAUUUUAAAAUUAAACCCUUUUAUAACCCAUCUCAAAACCUCUAGUAAUACUCAACAACAGCAUAGUUCGGAGGAGAGAAACCAAAAUAAAAAAAGAUUUGAUGUUUGGUCAUUUAUGUUCCUUAGCUCAUUAUUAAAGUCAUUAUCUAACUAUCCACAUUUAAUUUUGCUCAUUAGACUUAUUCAUUCAAAACAGUAG
Dictyostelium purpureum is the source of this 375-nucleotide messenger RNA. RefSeq lists its product as uncharacterized. Lineage: Eukaryota; Evosea; Eumycetozoa; Dictyosteliales; Dictyosteliaceae. The coding region runs from base 1 to 375 and encodes 124 amino acids. The record is from RefSeq and is a predicted model, not a curated record. The transcript has a single exon.